This is a messenger RNA of Naegleria lovaniensis, 1146 nucleotides long. RefSeq lists its product as uncharacterized. NCBI's taxonomy places the organism in Eukaryota, Heterolobosea, Eutetramitea, Acrasida, Naegleriidae. Gene Ontology annotation, molecular function: protein binding. Bases 1 to 1146 code for a protein of 381 amino acids. The transcript is spliced from 3 exons. The record is from RefSeq and is a predicted model, not a curated record.
AUGGCAUCCCACUCCCCACCUGCUAGCACAUCAUUCUCUUCCUUGCAAGCAUUUCGUCCGAACCGUGCAAAACUCUCUCUUUCUGAUUACAUUCAACAAAUUGCCAAUGUGAUUGAACAAACUCCAACUCCUCCGUUACUCUCAGAAUCCAUUUUCCUUUCUGCCAAUUCUGAUCCAACAACCAAUCAUCAUCAUCAUGAACAUUUAACCUUUUUUCAACAACAACAACAGCAAGAACAAUGGAGCAACUGUUGGAAUGAAAUUUACUCACGAUACAGUCAUGAAUUAUUUCUACAAAUUCAACAAAUAUUACGCGAAUAUUUGAUGAUGGAAUUUCCUCAAUCACCCCAUACUUCGCCUCAUAUUGAACGGUUUUUACAAGAAUACGUGUGUGAGUUAUGGUGGAAAGGAUUAGUAAGACAAUACGAUGAGAAUGUUCCUCAUCAUCGUCAUCAUCGUUCUCAAAAACAACAUCCUUACAGAAAUACAUCCUCGCAUCCUUCAAGAGUAGUUCAAAAUUCCAAUCCUUCUCAAUCGGUUGUUUCUUCUGUUUCUAUGAAAGGAGGAACAACCUCCAAUAGUCUUGAAGUAUUUUCUCAAUGUGAACGAAAAUUGAGAGAUCUCUUGAAUACGACGUGCCCCAAUGGAGGAAUGAAAGUGUUGGCAGUGGCGAGUGCGAGUGGUUAUCCUCAUGUGGUGCAGUGGCUCAUUGAAAUGGGAUGUCAAAUCGAUAGUGAGAGUCCUCCAGGUAGACGAACUCCCUUAUUUAUUGCGGCCCUUAAAGGUCACAUUCAAGUCGUUCGAGUCUUGUUGGAGAAGGGAGCUUCUCCUCAUCAUGAAAGUCUCUUCAGUGAUGACGUUGUCAUGGUCUCUUAUUAUUGUGGAGUAGUGAGACAACGUGUGUUUGUGACUCCAGAAAAAGCAGCAAUGAAAGCAGGGCAUGUUCAACUGGCACAAUUCAUUCGAGAAUUUGAUUUGGAGAAGAGUCGAGCAAAGAGAAGAUGUUUGAAUAAAUUUUACAAACAUACCAAAGCAUUGUGUUAUUUGAAUGAUGAAGAGCGAUGGUUUCAUGGUCAUGCCCUAUCAUCGGCUGGUUUGAAACUUCAUGAGCCCUCUCUUGCUGAUAUUACUUUUACCCUUCUUUAA